Molecule: messenger RNA, 1869 nt
Organism: Egretta garzetta (little egret)
Lineage: Eukaryota; Metazoa; Chordata; Aves; Pelecaniformes; Ardeidae
Gene: EGFL6
Product: EGF like domain multiple 6
Exons: 14
Coding region: 1-1869 (622 amino acids)
Cellular component (GO): membrane
Molecular function (GO): calcium ion binding
Source: RefSeq, a predicted model, not a curated record
AUGGCCAGUGUGAAUGAAGAGGAGAGGAUGUCAGGGGUGGAUCAUGACCUGAUACGUGAGAAUUUCUCACCUUGGGAAUCAUACAGCAAAAUGCCGUGUGACAGGGGAUCUCAGGAAAACUUGGUAUCUCGCAGGCUAGAAGGGCUAAAGAAUGCGAAUAUGAAUAACGUGCUAUGCUCUCUCUGCUGGUUCUGGCUGCCCUCUCCAUAUGAUCAAUCCAGCAGAGUUGCUUUCAACAGGAACAACUGUCUAGAGCUUGGGAUUGGGAAAAUUCUUCAUCGUAGGAUCUGGAAAUCGGGAACAGACUCAAGAGUUCGUGGGCAGUGGGUGACUGCGAGCCAGCGUGGGGUGUGCCGCUAUGGUUCUCGGCUGGACUGCUGUUAUGGCUGGAAAAAGAACAACAAGGGCCAUUGCGAAGCUAUCUGUGAACGUGGCUGCAAGUAUGGCGAGUGCAUGGGACCAAACAAAUGCAAAUGUUUCCAUGGAUUUACAGGGAAAACCUGUAAUCAAGAUCUGAACGAAUGUGGACUGAAACCACGUCCCUGUGAACACAGAUGUAUGAACACACAUGGCAGCUACAAGUGCUAUUGUCUCAACGGGUACAUGCUUAUGCCAGAUGGCACAUGUGCAAGUUCUAGGACAUGUGCCAUGGUGAAUUGCCAAUACGGAUGUGAAGAAGUCAAAGGGGAGGUACGGUGUCUUUGUCCAUCAGGUGGCCUUCAGUUGGGACCGAAUGGAAGGACAUGCAUUGACAUUGAUGAAUGCUCCACUGGCAGAGCUGUCUGCUCUUACAACCGCAGGUGCAUCAACACAUUUGGAAGCUACUACUGCAAGUGCCAGCUUGGUUAUGAACUGAAAUACGUCAGUGGCCAUUAUGACUGUGUAGAUGUAAACGAAUGUGUGGCAAAUAUACACAGGUGUAACCUCCAUGCAGAGUGCCUCAACACCGAAGGAUCCUUCAAAUGCAAAUGUAAACAGGGCUACCAAGGAAAUGGAUUUGAUUGCGUUGUUAUCCCUGAAAAGUCAGUGAAGGAAAUUGCAAGAAUCCCUGGUACAGCUAAGGACACAAUCAAGAAACUUCUUGUGCAUAAAAAGAGUGUGAAAAAGCAUGAAACAAUCAAGAAUGCGAUCCCAGAAGCAGCCGUGACACCGGCUUCUAAGACCCACUUGCAGUUAUUGGACUAUGAAGGUGGUAUUGAUCUUGGUGGGAGCUACACUGAGGAAGAGAAAGAAACUGAAGCUACUGCAGAAGAGGUGGCAGAAGAGUCAGACAAAGAGGAGAAGGAAGAUUUUGAGAAUCAAAUUGACCACGAGCGAAGGCUUAGAGGAGAUGUCUUUUUUCCCAAAGUGAAAGAAGCAGCUGCCUUUGGCCCUCUCCUGGCACAGAGGAGAGUUCCACUAUCAAGACCAGAGCAAGAAGUUGAUUGCAGCUUCAGUCGAGGGGUCUGCGACUGGAAACAAGAUGCUGAUGAUGACUUUGACUGGAAUCCUGCCGAUCGAGAUAGAGGCGAUGGGUACUACAUGGCAGUUCCAGCUUUUGUGGGGCACAAGAAGGAUAUGGGGCGUCUAAAACUUCUCCUCACCGACCUCAAACCAAAGAGCAGCUACUGCUUGAUCUUCAGUUACCGGCUCGCUGGCGAGAGAGUGGGGAAACUUCGAGUGUUCCUGGCAAACAAAAAAACCACUCCUGUCUGGGAGGAAAAUAAAGGAAAAGAUGAAAGGUGGAGAACUGGAAAAAUAGAGAUAUUUCAGGGGGCUGAAACGACCAACAGUGUCACUUUUGAAUCAGAACGUGGGAAGGGCAAAACUGGAGAAAUUGGAGUGGACAAUGUUAUAUUAAUUUCUGGUCUAUGCCCAGAAGACACCUGA